ACGAUAAUGAGUGAUCCACGCAUCCACAACCUAGAUCGCCAUAUUCCAGAUACACUCAGUCGUAUCGUAAACACGCACGUGCGAGCUCGAUUCGUUGUUUCACGCGGACAAAACGUUCGAAAGUGGAUUUCUAGUUAGGUUUUUUCCAACGAUAUUUUCUCUUUAAAGACGAGUGACAACUUUAUGCGGCAGUCGAACGGUAUUCGCGGUAUCAAAAAAACUUCAUCGCUUCCUUCUCGACAUGAGCACUGAAAGUAACAAAGGGCCUCCGAGCGUCAUUACGCUCGCUUUUUCGAUUCUGACGCAUUUUCUACUUGUGGCUCCUGUGAUAUAUAUCCUGGUAGUUGCCUUUGGACAUUACAGUUUCUUCUCUUGGCAUCCGAUUUGCAUGUCUGUUGGAGUCGGUCUUCUGAUCACAGAAGCUGUCUUCAGCGUCUCCGGUGAGGCGUACAUUGCUUCAAGAUUACCCAGGCGUAACCGAGUGACAAUACACUGGAUUCUACAUACGAUAGGUCUAACUAUAAUCGGAAUCGGCUUCAUCAUCAUUAUCGUCAACAAGUUCAACAACAAUAAAAAGCAUUUCGCCACGACUCACUCACAAUUGGGCCUAGUAACGAUUAUACUGUCCGUUCUGACCGCUUCUUUCGGAAUCCUGGCGAACAACACGGUAUGGAUCUAUCCGCGGGUUAGACCGGUGAUCAUCAAGGUCGCUCAUGCCUGCGGCGGCAUCGGCAUAGUUGUACUUUUACUGGCAACCCUCAUCAAUGGGACCUAUACCAAAUGGUGGCCCGGCACCGUCACGGGAAGGGACUUGAUCUUCGCGUCACUAUUUUUCGCGGGUCUCUUGAUACUCGUCAAACCGAUACUUGGCGCUUUCUCGAGGUGUAGAGUCAUAUUUGGACCACCGUCAAGCGAUACGUAAUUGAUAAAAAUCUUGCGUCUCGAGAGACAAAUUAAGAAAUGUGAGAAGUCGUUGCUUCAAGAAGCAAGAUACGCUUGAUCGAUCUAAUUAUAUCAAAAAACUAAUGAUUAACUAAUGAUAUAAAAAUUGGAUGUCUUGUUCUCGACGUAAUCCUCGUGAAAUAUCUAAUAGAAUAGCGAGAAGCCAAAGAUUAUAGAACAAUCUUGUUAAUUGAAUACGUCUCAUCGAUCCCAUCGGGAAAUGUUCAUUGAUAUGAAUAAUGAAGAAAGAAAUAUCACAAUCUGCGUCAGCGAAAUCAAUCAUGGCGAAAAAAACCCGAUAGCACAUCGUUGACACCACUUGGAUAACAAUAUUUUAUUGAUUACACACGCAUCAUAUACAUUUAUCUCGCACAUUAUAAAUUUAUACAUAUA
Messenger RNA from Camponotus floridanus (Florida carpenter ant), 1335 nucleotides. Its product is annotated as cytochrome b561 domain-containing protein 2. The record is from RefSeq and is a predicted model, not a curated record. NCBI's taxonomy places the organism in Eukaryota, Metazoa, Arthropoda, Insecta, Hymenoptera, Formicidae. The transcript is spliced from 3 exons. Bases 242 to 922 code for a protein of 226 amino acids. Gene Ontology annotation, molecular function: transmembrane monodehydroascorbate reductase activity.